CAAUGUCUUUGGUAGGUUUGUCUCGCCCCUCGAUUGCCCUGUAUGCCUCUCACAAAGUUUUUAAACGUAACCAUCCCGUGUAUUGGAGUCCGCCCAGAGUUCUAAAAUACUCUCAAAACGCGGAGUCAUUUCUCAGCGGGUCAAAUGCCAAUUUUCUGGAGGCCCAAUACUUGGAUUGGUCUAAGACUAAAGGAAGCAUAGAUCCUUCGUGGGACAAUUUCUACAACAGCGUAUCGGGGCCGCAACUGCAAAUUGAGGAAUUCGAAAAUGACUUCAGCCCAACGACCGUCAAGCCAAAAGAUGGCAAAACGUCUAGCGCGAAAAACCAAGAAGAUACAAAGAAGAAGAUAAAGUUACAUUUAGCGGUCCAACAACUCAUACGCAGCUACCAGGCACGCGGACAUCUCUUAGCGAAAGUGGAUCCACUAAACCUGAUGAUACCUGCGCAGAUGAUUUACAAAUUCAGAAAGACUGAGAGGGGCGACACGGGUUUGAAGAGCCCUAUCGUGGCGCGCGAGCUCGGCACCAGUCUGAAAGAAGAACACAUGGACAUGGUGUUUGAGCUCCCAGAGAGAACAUCCAUCGGUGGCUCUGAGAAUGCAUUAACGUUAAGGGAAAUAAUAAGGCGUCUAGAAUACGUGUACUGCGGCCCGCUGGGCAUCGAGUACAUGCACCUGUUCGACGUGGACGCCGUGCAGUUCAUCCGCGACCGGAUCGAGAAGCCUGGCUCCUACGACCACACGGUCGAGGAGAAGCGGCUCAUCAUGAGGAGGCUCACUAAGGCUGUCUUCCUUGAAAAAUACUUCGCAACAAAAUGGCCGGCGGAGAAACGUUUCGGUCUAGAAGGAGGCGAGAGCAUGAUCGCGAUGCUGGAAGAAAUCGUAGACACCGCCACUAGACUUGGCGUGCAAUCUAUUAUUAUUGGCAUGCAACACAGAGGGCGAUUGAACAUGCUGGUGAAUGUUUGUCGGAAACAGCUCACAGAUAUCUUCGCACAGUUCAAACCUAUGGAGCCAAAAGAGCCGGGAUCCGGUGACAUCAAGUACCACUUGGGCACAUAUAUCCACCGCUUCAUCCGACGAACGAACAAGUACAUCAAGGUGUCCAUGAGCGCCAACCCCUCCCAUUUAGAGGUGGUCGGGCCCGUGGUCGCUGGGAAGACUAAAGCCGAGCAGUUUUGGAAGGGAGACUCCAAUGGGGAUAAGACAAUGGCUAUCAUAAUGCACGGAGACGCAGCUUUUUCGGGCCAAGGCGUGGUAUACGAAACGAUGCACCAGACCAGCCUGCCAGGAUUCACCACCCACGGCUCCAUACACAUAGUGUGCAACAACCAGAUCGGCUACACCACCGAGCCACGGUUCUCGAGGAGCUCGCCUUACUGCUCAGACCUCGCCAAAUGCGUUGACGCUCCUUGCAUCCACGUAAACGGAGAUGACGCAGAGGCAGUCGUGAAAUCCGCUCGAAUCGCCAUCGAGUACCGCUGCAAGUUCAAGAAGGACAUAGUGCUCGACCUGGUCUGCUACCGGCGGUUCGGACACAGUGAGGAGGACGAGCCUAUGUACACGCAGCCUUUCAUGUACAAGAAGAUUAAAACUAUGAAGACAGUGGAUCAAGUGUACCGCGACAAGCUAAAAGCUGAAGGAACAGUUGGCGACGCGGACAUCAAGAAAUGGGAGAAGGAAUACACGGACACGCUGAACCAGCACUUCGAGCUAGCCAAGAAGAUCACCAAGCUCAGCAUCAUGGACUGGGUCGAUACGCCCUGGACGGGCUUCUUUGAAGCCGUGGAUCCCAACAAGAUCCAACCGACCGGGAUCAGUCAAACGUCUAUCAACACCAUAGCCAACCAUUACUGCAAACCACCUGAACCUUGGGCGUUUGAGCUCCACAAGGGUAUCGUCAGGAUCCUGCAGAACAGGGAGAAACAGGUGAAAGAAGGUAUAGCAGAUUGGGCAAUGGGAGAAGCGCUCGCUUACGGUUCUUUGCUCCGAGACCAGAUUCAUAUCCGCUUUUCUGGAGAAGACGUGGAGAGAGGCACCAUGGCACACAGACAUCACGUGCUACACCACCAAGGCGUAGAUGGAGCCACUCACCGCGUCUUCGACUUUCUCUACCCCGACCAGGCCGCGUAUAGUUUGCACAACAGCUCGCUGUCUGAGUUUGGAAUUUUGGGUUUCGAAGCAGGCUACUCAUACUCCAGCCCCCGCCUGCUCACAAUAUGGGAGGCGCAGUACGGAGACUUCGCCGACACGGCGCAGCCAGUCUUCGACACGUUCAUUGCCAACGCGGAGAGCAAGUGGAUCUGCCAGUCGGGGCUUGUCGUCCAGCUGCCUCAUGGGAUCGAUGGAGCUGGUCCUGAACAUUCGUCAGGUCGCCCGGAACGCUAUUUGCUGCAAGCUGAUGAUGAUAUGGAUCACAUCCCCAAUCUAGACGACAAAGAUCUAGUCUUGAAACAACUUCGCGCCUGCAACUGGAUCGUGUGCAACAUCACAACGCCAGCCAACUACUUCCACAUGAUCCGGCGACAGAUCGCCAUGCCCUUCCGUAAGCCGGUCAUCAUCUUCACGCCGAAGGUCGGGCUCAAGCACCCAUUCUACCGCUCGCCGUUUAAGGACUUCCUGCCGAACACAACCUUUCAGAGGGCGAUCAUCGAAAGCGGUCCGGCAAGCAAGAAGCCCGAUGGCGUCAAGAAGCUGAUCUUCUGCUCGGGCAAGGUGGCCAUCACCAUCGACGAGCUGCGGAAGGAGAAGAAGAUGGAAGACCAGAUCGCCAUGUGCCGUAUAGAACAGAUUUACCCGUUCCCCUACGAUAUUGUUCUUCAGGAGUUCUGCCGCUACCAAAAGGCCCGCAUCUGUUACUGCCAAGAGGAGCACAAGAACCAAGGCCCAUGGAUUUACAUCAAGCCUCGCAUAGAGAAUCUUCUGGGGAAGAAAGUAGAAAUAAUUUCCCGGCCAUCAAGCGCUGCAUCGGCGACGGGCAUCAAGUGGAUGCAUGCGAAAGAGCUGAAGGAACUUAAAGAGAAAAUUAUUGCGUAGCAACAUUUUGUGAAUCUGUUAUGAUGUCAAUUUUCAAACCGUUUAGUAUAAUAAAUUAAUUCAGUUGUUUCAUCCAUAUUUAUGUUUGUGUCUUCUCUACACCGGCUUUGGCAGGUCAGCUUUUUAGUCGACAAACUUAAAUAAAAAAGGAUUGAU
Leguminivora glycinivorella is the source of this 3191-nucleotide messenger RNA. Its product is annotated as 2-oxoglutarate dehydrogenase, mitochondrial-like. Gene Ontology annotation, molecular function: oxoglutarate dehydrogenase (succinyl-transferring) activity; thiamine pyrophosphate binding. Lineage: Eukaryota; Metazoa; Arthropoda; Insecta; Lepidoptera; Tortricidae. The transcript is spliced from 22 exons. Gene Ontology annotation, biological process: tricarboxylic acid cycle. Bases 3 to 3035 code for a protein of 1010 amino acids. The record is from RefSeq and is a predicted model, not a curated record. Gene Ontology annotation, cellular component: mitochondrion; oxoglutarate dehydrogenase complex.